Molecule: messenger RNA, 2390 nt
Organism: Notolabrus celidotus (New Zealand spotty)
Lineage: Eukaryota; Metazoa; Chordata; Actinopteri; Labriformes; Labridae
Gene: znf668
Product: zinc finger protein 668
Exons: 2
Coding region: 148-2199 (683 amino acids)
Biological process (GO): negative regulation of transcription by RNA polymerase II
Molecular function (GO): DNA-binding transcription repressor activity, RNA polymerase II-specific
Source: RefSeq, a predicted model, not a curated record
CUUUCGUCAUCAUGGUCCUAGAGCCGUCCCCCAUCCUGCAGCCAGUCAUCAGCUACCUCCGUGUUUCUCAGUAAAGGCAGCCGUGUACCAAAACGUUUCUCCCAGCAUUGUCUGCUGGAUAAUUAAUGUCAAAACCCAGAUAAGACCAUGGCUUCUCCUCAGCCAGGAAGCCCGCCUCUUGCAGAACAGCACACCCCUACUGAUCAGGAUGAAGAGAGCCAACAAGAGGAAGAGCUGGUGAUGGAUCAACCUGCAAAAAAACGUGGCAGAGGCAGACCCCCAAAAGCCAAACCUUCAUUCAAAUGCUCUGUAUGUCCUGAGGCUUUCAGGAGUCUGUCUGCACUGCGGAGCCACAAGCUAUCAGCACACACAAAGGACCACCAGCAGCAGCAGCAGCAGCAGCAGCAGCAGCACACAUGUUCUCAGUGUGCCAAAACAUUUUCCAGCAAGGCUCAACUCUCCAAACAUGAGCGCACUCACUCAGCCCAGCGUCCCUUUCAGUGUCCCGACUGUCACAAGGCUUACAAGACACCCACAGAGCUACGCAACCAUAGCCGCUCUCACACCGGGGAGAAACCUUUCGUAUGCACGGAGUGUGGGAAGGCCUUCAUGCAAGCGAUAUGCCUGAGGAUCCAUAUGACACAGCACAGUGGCGAGCGUCCUUACUCUUGCCGACAGUGCUCUAAGAGUUACCCGACCUUGUCUAAACUAAAAGUGCACAUGCGGUCUCACACAGGGGAAAAGCCAUACUUCUGCGCUGAGUGUGGUAAGAGCUUCGCUGAUCCUUCUGUGUUCCGGAAACACAGAAGAAACCACCAAGGACAUCGGCCGUAUGCUUGUGACAAAUGUGGGAAAACAUACACAGAGUUGAAGGACUUAAAAAAUCACGAGCGCUCCCAUACGGGAGAAAAACCAUACCUGUGCUCCGACUGCGGCAAAGCCUUCUCCCGCUCCUCCUCCCUCGCCUGCCAUCAGCGAAUUCACUCCCAGAAUAAACCCUAUCAGUGCGAGCAGUGUGGCAAAGGCUUCACCCAGCUGUCCUCCUACCAGUCUCACCUCCGCACUCACUCUGGGGAGAAGCCAUUCCUCUGCCCGCAGUGUGGAAAGAUGUUCUCUGACCCUUCUAGCUUCCGCCGCCACCAGCGGGCCCACCAGGGGUUCAAGCCCUACCCCUGUGAUAAAUGCUCCAAGAGGUUCAGACAGCCAGCUGAUCUUGCUGUGCACGAGCGUGUUCACUCGGGAGAGCGGCCAUAUAAAUGCCAGAGCUGUGACAAGGCCUUUGUGGCGUCGUGGGAUCUUCGGCGCCACAUGCUUGUCCACACAGGUCUUAGGCCCUUUUCCUGUACCGAGUGUGAUAAGUCAUUCGCUGAGCGCUCCAGCCUCAACAAACACAGACGUGUGCACUCGGGAGAAAGGCCAUUUAAAUGUGAGGAGUGUUUGAAGUCAUUUGUGGUGUCCUCAAGCCUGCGUAAACAUGAGAGGACUCACCUUGCUGAGCAGGCUGAACAGCAGCAGCAGCAACAACAACAACAACAACAACAGCAACAGCAACAGCAACAACAGCAGCAGCAACAACAACAACAACAACAACAGGAGACAGAGGUUUCAGCUUCAGGCUUCACUGCCCACACAACUCUGCCUCAGUUCUCCUGCACUCACUGUGAUGCCACGUUUGGAAGCUGGGAUGAGGUCCAGGCACAUGAAAAUCUUCACUCCAUUGACUCAACUCCUCCGACUGUUACCAAAAUUGUUCCGCUGGGCUCGCACGUUUGCGAGACCUGCCAGGCAGAGUUCACACAGUUGGCAGACUUGCAGGAGCACGAGAAGCAGCAUCCCAAGCCGAGGCCUCAUGUAUGCAGUGACUGCAGCAAAGGCUUCCUCAACAAAUCUGGCCUACGGAAACACCAGAAAAUCCACUCGGCCAGCAAACCGCACAGCUGCCCCCACUGUGGCAAAGCAUUUCUGUUUGCUGCCUACCUCCGCAAGCACUUACGGACUCACACAGAGACAACAGCAGCAUCUUCACUCGCUGACCUGAACAUUAUUCACACAGAUCCGCUGCCCUCUCCUCCACCCCCCAGUGAGGUAUCCUCCUCCACUGUGGAGCCCAGCACCAUAUCCCUGACAGUCCCAGUGACUGUACCUGUGACAGCUUUUCAGACUCUGCCAGAGUAUUUAGUCAAAGAGGAGGGACUUUAAGCUUUUUAUUUUUACUUUUCUACAGUUUUAAUCCCAAAAAUAUACAAGCAUGGGCCUCAAGUCUUUUGAGAUGAUGGGUCUGAUUUGCAGGAGUCAUUUUUCAAUUAAACUCUCUUCAGGCCACCACAUGUAUGUAGAUUGCUUGGUAUCUGUUUUGUACUGCCAUGAUAUUUUAAAGAUGUAACUUAUAU